GCCAAGCGCUCACUUGAUGUCACCAGCAGCGCCAGGGCGAUAUUGCUGGUCACCCAAAUGUUGAUCCAGACGCGCAACCCCAGGCCCUCAAAUACCUCUAGCCCCCGCAGCCAAUCUGCUUGUCCCUUCUCUCAUCCCAAUCCACCGUCCAUCCGUACAGCUACCGUAAACAGGUCUCAGGUAGACUUAUCUUCACCCAUCACAUUCUAAAUUUCUUACAUAUUCGAUCAACAUGUCUGGACGCGGUAAAGGUGGCAAGGGCCUCGGCAAGGGUGGUGCCAAGCGUCACCGAAAGAUUCUUCGCGACAACAUUCAAGGUAUCACCAAGCCCGCUAUUCGUCGUCUUGCUCGUCGUGGCGGUGUCAAGCGUAUUUCAGCCAUGAUUUAUGAGGAGACUCGUGGCGUGUUGAAGUCGUUUUUGGAAAGCGUUAUUCGUGACGCUGUAACCUACACCGAGCAUGCCAAGAGGAAGACUGUUACCUCGCUUGAUGUUGUCUAUGCUCUCAAGCGACAAGGCCGCACUCUGUAUGGUUUUGGUGGUUAAGCUUUCUGUCUUUAUGUAUGGGUUAUGACAUCUCCGGUCGCCUCUACUGGGCCUCAUUAUUGCAUGACCGGAAGGCUACGGCUUGGGUUGGGGUUACGGGAUUGUGGUGUAUCAUAACACGAGGAGUCUUCGGUUUACAUCAAUGGGCAAAUGAUACCAGUAUAAUCCACAUUCGUGUCAAUGAUUGGUCAAUUGGUAUUUCUAGAAUUUGACUGUUUGCCUAUGUUGCCACUCAUGCAUUCGGUGUCCCUGAAUCAUUUGACACAUGGAUUGCCCACUUCUAACCUGUGUGUACCAGAACUCGUCUUCAUGAGAAUUAAGACAAGGCUGCGUGGCAUUUCGAAGUUGAAUCCGGUCCUGCUUCGUUGCCUGCUCCUUUAAUUUCCUUCAAAUAAUACCAUAUUGAUCCAGAUAUAGACCCAA
Messenger RNA from Verruconis gallopava, 967 nucleotides. RefSeq names its product histone. NCBI's taxonomy places the organism in Eukaryota, Fungi, Ascomycota, Dothideomycetes, Venturiales, Sympoventuriaceae. The transcript has 3 exons. The record is from RefSeq and is a predicted model, not a curated record. The coding region runs from base 233 to 544 and encodes 103 amino acids. Gene Ontology annotation, biological process: nucleosome assembly. Gene Ontology annotation, molecular function: protein heterodimerization activity; DNA binding; structural constituent of chromatin. Gene Ontology annotation, cellular component: nucleosome.